Messenger RNA from Mya arenaria, 4297 nucleotides. RefSeq names its product transcription initiation factor TFIID subunit 2-like. Lineage: Eukaryota; Metazoa; Mollusca; Bivalvia; Myida; Myidae. Gene Ontology annotation, cellular component: transcription factor TFIID complex. Gene Ontology annotation, molecular function: metallopeptidase activity; zinc ion binding; transcription cis-regulatory region binding. The record is from RefSeq and is a predicted model, not a curated record. Gene Ontology annotation, biological process: transcription initiation at RNA polymerase II promoter. Bases 100 to 3993 code for a protein of 1297 amino acids. The transcript is spliced from 32 exons.
UAUGCGGAGCUGGCCAAAAUUGUAUUCAAAUACGUAAACAAUAAGAUGUCUCAAUGUUUUCUGUUACUUUCCCAUUGUUGAAAUGUGAAGUUAAACAAGAUGAUGAAACAAGAAGAGUUGAUCGAACCUCGGCGGUCGUAUAAAUUAGCGCACCAAGUUCUUUGCAUUAAAGCAAUCAAUUUCAACAAACAGUCCCUCAUAGGAUAUGUUGAAUUGACCAUCUAUCCCUUGCGAGCUGACUUAAGGGAAAUAAAGAUAAACAGCAAACAAAGUCGUAUAUACCGUAUCUUGGUGAACGGAAGCUGGGAAUGCAAGUUCUGGUACAGCGACCCAACCCUGGAGGCUGUGCAGAAGGAGGAACAAACCAGAACACGAAGUUUAGACAACUUUGAGAAGGAGUACCUGUCUGGUUUGAACUCAGUGAACCCAGACUUUGGGAAUGGCGAGGUGUUUAUCAAACUGCCGCCGGAGGCCAUACCGACGAUUGCAGACUUGCAGCCCCUACGUAUCAAUAUUGAGUUUUCCCUGGAGCAACCAGAAGGGGGACUUCACUUUGUGGUUCCCGGGAAUGAAGGCUCGAUGGCUGAGAGGGGGGCCCACAUGUUCUCAUACAGGGUGGAAAACUCAGCAAGGUUAUGGUUCCCGUGCAUUGACUGUUACGCGGAGCCAUGCACAUGGAAGCUCGAGUUCACGUGUGACCUGUCCAUGACUGCAGUGUCAUGCGGGGACCUGCUAGAGAUGGUCUAUACGUCUGACAGGAGGCAGAAAACAUAUCACUACUACCUGAGCACUCCAACAUCUGCCCCUAACAUAGCUGUGGCCAUUGGCCCAUUUGAGAUGCUGGUGGACCCAAACAUGCACGAGGUGACCCACUUCUGCCUGCCCCAUCUGAAGAGCAUCCUCAAACAUACAACCAGCUACCUGCAUGAGAGUUUUGAGUUUUUUGAGGAGCUGAUGUCAAGUCGCUACCCAUACUCAUGCUACAAGCAGGUGUUUGUGGAUGAGGCAUAUGAGGACGCUCAGUCCUUCGCCACGAUGACCAUAUUCAGCACAAAUCUGCUGCACUCCAGUCGUAUUAUUGACCAGACCAUCAUUACUCGCAAAUACAUGGCCAGUGCCAUCGCCCAGCAGUUCUUUGGCUGCUUCAUUGUUAUGCAGACCUGGUGUGACGCCUGGCUACCAAAGGGAAUAUCAGCCUUCCUUGGGGAGCUGUUUGUGAAGAAAACAUUUGGCAACAAUGAGUACAAACACGGCAUUGCACAGUGUCUUCGUGAGGUGGAGCAGUAUGAGGCCUUGUCUGGGGGAAUAGUGCUGGACCCAUCCUACUCCAAGCCGGCCACAUAUUUCUCGUGCAUGCAGCCCCAGACAAUCUCGCCGACAUACAUGGAAAUGUACCAUAAGAAGGCCCUCCUUAUUGUCCGCAUGCUAGAGGCAAGGAUCGGAGCCACACUCCUGCUCCAGGUGUUUAACAAGCUGCAGGCUCUGGCGUUCACAGCAUCCCAGCAGAAGUUUAUGGCCACUGCCUGGAACAACAUGCUCCUCUCAACAAACUCAUUUCUGAAGGUGAUAUUCACAGUAACCGGGAAGGAUAUCCAACCCUUUAUUGACCAGUGGGUCUGUCAGAGUGGCUGUGCGCGGUUUGUGGGCAACUUUGUGUUCAACAGGAAGCGUAAUGUUGUGGAGAUUGAGAUCAGACAGGACUACACGGCCAAGGGCUCCUUAAGAUAUGUGGGUCCCCUGGAGGUGACCAUUCAGGAGCUGGAUGGCUCGUUUAACCACACCUUCAACAUUGAGGAGAACAAGACCAAAUUUGAAAUCACAUGUCACUCUAAAAGCAGAAGAAACAAGAAAAAGAAGAUCCCCCUAUUGACAGGCGAGGAGGUGGACAUGGAUCUCAGUGCUAUGGAUGCUGACUCCCCGGUGUUGUGGCUGCGUAUGGACAAGGACCUGAACCUGCUACGCAGUAUCACAUGGGAGCAGCCUGACUACAUGUCGCAGUACCAGCUCCGCUACGAGAGGGACGUAGUCGCACAGUGUGAGGCAAUCCAGGCAUUGAAGGCCUUUCCCUCUGCGGCCACUCGUAAAGCCCUCACAGAUGUGCUGGAGUGUGAACAGAGCUACUACAAGGUCCGCAUAGAGGCUGCCAUGUGUUUAGCCAAGAUUGCAAACAUGAUGGUAUCAACGUGGGCGGGCCCGCCAGCCAUGCUGACCAUCUUCAGGAAACUGUUUGGCUCCCACUCUUGUCCCUCCAUUGUCAGGCAAAACAACUUCACCAACCUCCAACAUUACUUUCUCAUUAAGGCGAUCCCCCAGGCAAUGGCCCAGCUGCGGAACCUGCACAACAUUUGUCCACCCGAGGUCGUACGCUUCCUGCUAGACCUCUUUAAGUACAAUGACAACUCCAAAAACAAGUACUCGGACAACUACUACCGGGCAGCGCUGGUUGAUGCCUUGGCUGCCACAGUUACACCAGCUGUCACCACAGUAACACUUACUGGUCAAAGUGUGAAUACUGACCUGUCAUCGGAUACCAAGGCCAUUCUGGAGGAGGUGACAAGAUGUCUUAACCUGGAGAAACUGCUGCCUUGUUACGGACACACGGUCACUGUUAGCUGCCUGCGUGCAAUCCGUAUCCUGCAGAAGUUUGGCCACCUCCCGAGUGACCCAUCGAUCUUCCGGAGCUACGCCCAGCAUGGAGUGUACCAGGAUGUCAGACUGGUCGCCAUAGAGAGCCUUGUGGACUUUAUCAAGACGGAUGUGAAUGUGUCCGAGCUGUACUGGUUGCUGGAGGUGGUGGACCGGGACCCGGACAGAUUUGUCAGUUAUGAGACAAUCCGGAUGUUGAGCGCCAAGCCGCCUUUCAACCGUGGGGAGGACAGCCUGCUCAAUACAGAGGCCCUUGUCAACCGGCUCUGGAAACUCAUCAAUUGUAGCCUGGCUAGUGACAGCAAGAUCCGGUGUGGGGUUGUGGACUUCUACUUUGCCAUGUUUGGCAAAUACAGGCCUGCCUGUCUUCAUGUGCCAGAUAGUUUCAUGGUGUUCUCAAAUGUGAAGGAGAAGAAGCCUAUCAAUCCUGCAAUCGUCUCGGAGACGAUGACGGACAUGUUUGAGGAUGAUGACGAGGAUAUACCCAGCCUCGGGGCCACCACAUCACUGCAAACCAGCUCCUUAUUGCUGGACUCUGCUGCCUCCCCCAUUAUUUCCAUGGAUACCCCAACGGGUGGGAUAAAACGUCGGGCAGAAUCCCCUCCCUUUGCCCCACCCUCCAAGUUCACCUCGCUCAUGAAACAAGAGAGCUCCAGCAGUCUCCAUGGUGAUGGGCCAGCACCUGUCAAGAAACUCAAGAUCAUGUUUGGCCGCUGUAGCAGCGUGGAGGAGGGCGUCAAUGUCACUACGAGCAAAUCUGUUGCCCCGGUAACAAAGGUAGAACGGUUGCCACCGGUUUUGUUGCCAGAGUUCCUUAGAUUCUCAUGGGGUGGUGUUGACUCACCAGAGGGUCGUGGCAGCAGGGCAGAAGCCCCUGUGCUCCCCCUAGCCAUGGCCGGGGGUUUGGACAGCUGCAGCCAGAGUCGCCUCAGUGAGGACUCCAACUCCUCUCAGGGGGACUCCUCCCAGUCACGCCCUCCCACCACAGUGGCUCCAGCAUCGGGGCCGACAUCGUUCCAUGGUCUGUUUCCCAGCAGUGCGUCCAGCAGUGCCAACGUUCUGCCUCCUACACCCUCCUCUCAACCCACAACAGACACACAGGUAGGUGAUAUGACGGGUGACUCCACCAGACACAGGUUGAAGAAGAAGAAAAAGAAGAACAAGCAUAAACAUAAACAUAAACACAAGCAUGACCGGGCAGAUAGGGGGCGUGAGAGGAGCGGGGACAGGGGGUGGGGGGAGAGGGGAGUGGCCAGUCCCAUGGUCCCCUCUGUCCAGUCGGUCACCUCCAUGUCCUCCAACACUCGAGACUCAGCACCCAGCUCCCCGGACUUUGAGGUCAUCUGAGUUCCCAUGAGGUUUAUGUGGGCAGACUUAAGCUAGGAACUUGGUGAAGCACGUGCAGUGGUCACGUGACUUGGGGACUUUCUUAAGUUUUUGACGAGCACAAGUUACCUGAAGGCAAAACAGCUGAAAAUAUAAUGAGGACAUGACUUUUGUAGAGCUGUUCUUGUAAAGUGCUCACUCAAAGACAUUGUUAAUGGUCUUUAAGACAGUCCAUUUCUUGGAAGUGUAUGUGUCUUUGUUGACUGAACUACUAGUACUGUUUAUGUAAUACUAGUCUAUUCGGAAAAUAAAGAAAUGAAAUUUU